AUGAGCGAUAUGGCGGUGGACUCGCCUCCCCGCAAGAGACUGUCGCCGGACAGCGAUGACGUUCCGGUAGCGAUAAAACGGCAAAGAACAAACUCAACGCACACCGUCGCACCAAUCCCAGAUGUCGAGAAGACUGCGCGGAAGCCUGCUCUUCCCACCUUCAACGAGCAGUCGCGCAUGGGUAUACGGCGCGGCAUCGUGCUGGCGCUGAACCACGUUGGAUUCGAUACUGCAACGGAUGAGGCUCUCGAGAGCUUCACCCAGAUGACGGAGACGUAUAUCACAUCUAUCAUGGAGAACGUCAAGGUUCUCGCCAACGCCUCCCGGCGUACACAGCCCAUUCCUACCGAUUUCGAGGCCACUUUACAAGCAUUCAACCUCGAUCAAUCCCAUUUGAAGCCACAUACAAGACCGCCAAUUCCCAAGCGAGAUCUCAAGCCUGUCUAUUCGACACAGUUGUUCCUUGAUGGCGGAGACGUGCUCGACCUGCCAUGCUUGGACGAGGAGCUGAGUGGGAAGCCGGACAAGGACGCCAAGAUCUUCAUACCAAAGUCAUUCCCCGACUUUCCGAGUAUACAUACCUACAAGUACACGCCCACAGAUGUCGAGUCCGUUACGGUGCACAAGAGCAUCGCCGAGGAGAAGGAGGGCACGGCGAAGAAAAACAUCCCCGAUUGGAGAGGUGAUCCAAAGAAGAUCAGAGAGGCGGCCGCACGAGAGGCGAAGCAGGCAGAGGAGGCGCUUAGAGGGCUUGUCCGUGCUAGCAAAAUCGCCAAUCUCAAGGACCUGCGGAGCGUGGCCGAACGAAAUUCGAACUCUAAGGAGAGGUACGAGCUCUGGGAGGCUGCCAUGCGCGAUCUCCUGGAAGAGUCAGGUGCGGUGCAUGGUGCUCCCAAAGGUGCGAUGGGGUCGGGUGCCGCAAGAGUCGAGAUCGCAGAUCAUAGCAUGAUUGUGAACUCACAGAAGAAGUUCCACCGGAGAGAGAUACCCAGGACGGCCAAGAGACUUGUUGGGAAGGGUUGA
Molecule: messenger RNA, 1023 nt
Organism: Phaeoacremonium minimum UCRPA7
Lineage: Eukaryota; Fungi; Ascomycota; Sordariomycetes; Togniniales; Togniniaceae
Product: putative bromodomain associated protein
Exons: 2
Coding region: 1-1023 (340 amino acids)
Biological process (GO): transcription initiation at RNA polymerase II promoter
Cellular component (GO): transcription factor TFIID complex
Molecular function (GO): protein heterodimerization activity
Source: RefSeq, a predicted model, not a curated record